This is a messenger RNA of Cyclopterus lumpus (lumpfish), 2160 nucleotides long. It is a transcript of the gene plpp5, whose product is annotated as phospholipid phosphatase 5. The record is from RefSeq and is a predicted model, not a curated record. The transcript has 9 exons. Gene Ontology annotation, biological process: phospholipid metabolic process. NCBI's taxonomy places the organism in Eukaryota, Metazoa, Chordata, Actinopteri, Perciformes, Cyclopteridae. The coding region runs from base 227 to 1027 and encodes 266 amino acids. Gene Ontology annotation, molecular function: phosphatidate phosphatase activity.
UUCACGCGUUCUCAUCUCCUCCUCCGUGGCAUUCCUGUUUCCCCUCAAACCUUUAAAUGUGCAACUCCGACCGUCGGCAGAAACGGAGGACGCGGAGGCCCGCUUCGUGUUGACGGCGCACAGUCCCGUGAGCAUGAAGAGAUAAAACAAAUACCGACCCGUUAAAGAUAAAUGAAAGUGGAGAGACGAUGUUUGCUGUCGACUGAAGUCUACUCCGAGAAACGAAAUGAAGAGGAGGCUGCUUCGUGGUUUCCUGUCGGAAAUCUCAAUCCGGCUGGCGUUGUUGUUCGUGUUCCUUGUGACGGAGCAGCUUUCUCCCUUCUACCGUGAGAUCCAGCCAGAGGAGAUGUGGUUGUAUAAAUUUCAUCGCGUGGAGAGCGACCACGUGCCCACCACUCUGAUGUUUAGUGUGGCGGUUUUCACUCCGCUGAUUGUCAUCCUGGUCUUCACCUUCCUGAAGACGUCAGAGCGGGGAGAUCUGAAGGAGGCCUCGCUGGCUGUGACUUUGACUCUGGUUCUGAACGGAGUCUUCACCAACGUCAUCAAACUCAUUGUUGGCAGGCCACGGCCCGACUUCUUCUAUCGCUGUUUCCCAGACGGUCAGAUGAACCUGGAGUUGCGCUGCAGCGGUGACCCAGAUACUGUCAUGGAGGGAAGGAAGAGCUUUCCCAGCGGGCACUCUUCCUUUUCCUUCGCAGGUCUGGGUUUCACGGCGUUGUACGUCGCGGGAAAGCUGCGCUGCUUCAGCGCGGCGGGCCAAGGCAGAGCGUGGCGGCUGUGCGCCUUCCUCACGCCUCUGCUCGUCGCGACCGCGAUCGCCCUCUCCAGAACCUGCGACUACAAACACCACUGGCAAGACGUGCUGGUGGGUUCCCUGCUGGGCCUCGCCUUCGCAUGGUUGUGUUACCGACAGCACUACCCUCCUCUUCAGGACGCCGACUGCCACAGACCUCUGCGUCACAGAGAGACUGUUCCCGCCGCGCAGGAGCGCAAGCUGGCCAACUCCAACUACAUCCUGCCGCGGUAGAGCAGCCGCAACUCUUACUGCUGUCAUCCACACUGGGUUUGGUGACGGGGAAGAAAAAAAAAAAUGUCACGCUGACGUGACUGUUUGUGCAGGUGGGAAGAUGAGAAGCGACCAAACAGCUGCAUGUUUCUGUUUGUGUGUGAAACCAGUCGGAGUUUUGCACUUUGGCUCGUCGCUGUGAAUCGGGCUUGGAACUGCCGGAUCCCAGAGGUUUCAGAACAAACGGUGUGCAUUUGUUCACGACAUUACUUUGUUCCCCUUAGUUAAGGAAUGAAGUAUGUUCUGCAUGUUACGCCGUAAGCUCUCUGUCACGCUGCGCACACAACCUUUGUUUUAAAUCUUUACAUCUUUUAAUUUUUUUUACGUUUUAUUUCAGUUGGGAAUAUGUUUAAAUGUGGAAUGCUGCCUUUCUUUACCUCAGAAAAAAGCAUAACAACAACUUUAAGUGCUUUCCAUAUGUUUUUAUUGUCGAUGGAGUCAAAUGUGAAGAUGUCUGGGCAGAAAAAAGUUACAAUAGAGAGACGAAAUUUGAGAUUGGUCAAUUUUACUGGUAUUUAUGAGAUGGUGUACAAGUCUGAGUGUAUUUAAUCUUGGGGCAUGUAGGAGUUUACUUGAAUUUUUAAUAUUUCUUUGUUUAUGUUUUAAUGUGGUCAUGUUAUUUAAUAAAAAUAGACACUUAGCUUUCUAGAGGGCUCUUUCAGACAAAAAGAAAAGUCUGUUAGAAAAUCAUGCAUGUUUCACAGCUAAAUAGCAGCAUAUGUUCUUCAGUACUUCCUUCCAAAUCCCCACAUUUCCAUCUGUUUCUAUUGAUUUGAUGUGAUUUUCAGUUCAUGAAUACGGCACCAGGUUGUUAAAUUAUGUCUGGACUCCUCGGGAUCUUCUGUUUGCCGAGGGACGAUACUAAAACACCUGCCUGUUUGCUUCUUUUACGACGCUCAUCAUGACUUGCCUUGGCUCGUAGGACCAUGUAGCGGCCGCUUGGGCUGGAACCGUAUCCUGAUUGUACAUGUUGUGAUGCUUUCGAUGACUCUUUUGGUGACACUAAACAAUGUUUCUAAAUAAUCUUGCAAUACACACUGUCCUUUUGCGUGUUUUAUUUUCUUCAGAAAUGUGUGAUGAUUACAGGCACCUGU